CUCUAUUCUAUCUCCUCUACGAUUCUAUCCUGUGGACUACGGAAUUCGUCUCCGAGAACUGCCGUUCAACAUUACCCCUCCUCUAUACCUACUCUAUCUACUCUAUACCACUCUACUCUACCAUUCUAUACUCUCAUCUGUUCCUCUACUCUAUACUCUACUACUAUAUCAUCACAACUCCUCGCUCGCUCACACAAUGCGCGACAUGCCCUCCAAAUUCAUCGAAAUCCUCGACCCCGAAGACGGCCACCUCCACAUGUCCUCUUCGGACGUCCGUCUGGAGGACGUGCUGGCUGACCACGAAGCCACCGUCACCCGACCUCGUUCCUCCACGCAAACUUCCUCCAAGACCUCCGGCAGUCUGGAUAAGGAGCGAUUGGAUCGUCGCGAUUCCGUCUCGCCGCCGCAGAGCCCGUGGAAGAGAUGGAGUAGUAUUCUGACUGCGCGCCGACCGUGAAUGCCUACCUACAAACAGUACCGCACUUUAGUGCAGUACAUACUACAAAAUGAGAUGAUGAGUGAGACGAGAUGAAAUGGAUAAGCAAGGCUGGAUUAUGUGCAUUUGGAUACCCUUUUGUUUGGUGAUGAUUAUCUGUUUUUCUAUACAAUGUUUUAUUAGCGACGAGUCCGGAGUUCCUUCAAUCAAUCAACAACAACAACAACAACAACAAUAUUAUCAAUUCAAAAUAAUUUAUCUACACUGUGCAACCCUAUAAACGC
This is a messenger RNA of Aspergillus wentii DTO 134E9, 720 nucleotides long. RefSeq lists its product as uncharacterized. Bases 197 to 457 code for a protein of 86 amino acids. Lineage: Eukaryota; Fungi; Ascomycota; Eurotiomycetes; Eurotiales; Aspergillaceae. The transcript has a single exon. The record is from RefSeq and is a predicted model, not a curated record.